Acyrthosiphon pisum (pea aphid) is the source of this 737-nucleotide messenger RNA. Its product is annotated as small integral membrane protein 4. Bases 259 to 471 code for a protein of 70 amino acids. The transcript has 2 exons. NCBI's taxonomy places the organism in Eukaryota, Metazoa, Arthropoda, Insecta, Hemiptera, Aphididae. Gene Ontology annotation, biological process: mitochondrial respiratory chain complex III assembly. The record is from RefSeq and is a predicted model, not a curated record.
UAAGAAAUUCGGAUUUUUGCUUUUUUUUUUAGUUUUUACUUUGUAGUUUGUAAUUUUUUAUGGGUAUUACAUGAGUGUAAUAAUAUAUAAAUAUUAAAUUGUAAAUUUCUUAGUUGUUUAUUCUUUGAAACCAUCAAUACUAACCAUUAUACCUGUACAUUUGUAGUAACUACAAUUUUUCGGCACAAUGGCCGAGCAAUAAAAGUAACAUGACAUGUGCGAUGUACACUCAAAUCGAAAAGAAAAUUACUUUCAGUAAUGAGAAUCAUUAAUUCGAUUCGUAGAUUUUUAUUCCAUUUGCCUGGAAAACGGUUUGGAUAUUACAGAGCUAUCCCGAUAUUCAUGAUUGCUGGUGCUGGUCUAGAGUAUUUGAUGAUAACUUGGCGUCCAUUCGGUGUAAAUUUUUAUGAAGUAUACAAACGUAAACAAGCCAAAGAAAUAGCUGCUAUUAGAUUUAACGAGGAACACUAAUGUCUGGAAAUAUAUCAAUUGCUACUUAUGUGAAAUUUUCUCUAAUGGCCAUAACCUCAAUGAUGUUUGGAUCACAACUAGUUCAUAACCAAUACAAACCAUUGGAUGAUUUAGAAGAUUAUGUAGAAAAAGAAAUGGAAAAACUUAAAGCUGCCAAAGAAUUAAAAGUAUAAUGGAUUGGCAGAUUACUUAGCUAAGACAUUUUGUGAUUAUUAUUUAACGAUAAUUAGAUAGAAUAAUGAAAAAUAAAAAUAUUUGAAAAAAAA